Anopheles nili is the source of this 1818-nucleotide messenger RNA. Its product is annotated as mitochondrial 2-oxoglutarate/malate carrier protein-like. Gene Ontology annotation, biological process: malate transmembrane transport; thiosulfate transport; succinate transmembrane transport. The record is from RefSeq and is a predicted model, not a curated record. The transcript is spliced from 5 exons. Lineage: Eukaryota; Metazoa; Arthropoda; Insecta; Diptera; Culicidae. The coding region runs from base 226 to 1152 and encodes 308 amino acids. Gene Ontology annotation, molecular function: oxaloacetate transmembrane transporter activity; thiosulfate transmembrane transporter activity; sulfate transmembrane transporter activity.
AAUUCAUAUUGGCGUGUCACUGAGAUAACUUCAAUCGAAUCGAUUCAAUUGACCUUCGGCGUUUCACGACGGCCUUUCACUAACGGAGUUGGUGAACGGGAGCUUAUUGGACAGUGAAUCAGAUUCGGAACGUAAAGGCAAACGUUUGCUUCCCUUCACGUAUAGUGGAUCGAAGGCACCAAUUCACCGUUGGGAAUAAAACAAGGCUAUCCAAAAGUGCGAACAAUGUCUGACAAAAAGCGACCAGUGUAUGUGCAGUACGUCCUUGGAGGUCUAUCUGGGAUUGGAGCAACAUGUGUCGUCCAACCGCUAGAUUUAGUGAAGACCCGCAUGCAAAUCUCUGGCAUGGGCGGUGCUGUCAAGGAGUACAACAACACGUUCGAUGCAAUCGGUAAAAUCGUCCGCCGGGAAGGUUUGCUGGCAAUGUAUAAAGGAUUGAGCGCGGCCAUAAUGCGUCAGGCUACAUACACCACGACCCGUCUCGGUGUGUACACGUCGCUCAAUGACACCUACAAACAGCAAACGAACAAAACUCCGAACCUACUGAUGUCGAUGGCGAUGGGUAUGACGGCCGGUGCAAUCGGAUCGUUCGUCGGAAACCCAAGCGAGCUGAUCUUGAUCCGUAUGACGGCCGACGGGCGUUUGCCGGUUGCCGAGCGGCGCAAUUACACCGGUUUCUUUAACGCGCUUUUCCGAAUCGCCAAGGAGGAAGGUGUCGUAUCACUCUGGCGUGGCUGCGUACCGACGAUGGGACGUGCGAUGGUGGUGAACGCCGCCCAACUCGCCUCUUACUCGCAAGCCAAGGCAUACCUCGUGAGCUCGGAACUGAUGAAGGAGGGCAUUGGAUUGCACUUUACCGCCAGCAUGUUCUCGGGACUGAUCACCACCGCGGCUUCGCUUCCGGUCGACAUCGCCAAGACAAGAAUCCAAAACAUGAAGGUCGCACCGGGAGAGCAGCCUCCGUACAAGAGCACGGUCGAUGUUAUCGUGAAGGUGAUUCGGCAUGAGGGUCUGUUUGCGCUGUGGAAGGGCUUCACCGCUUACUACGGCCGGUUGGGUCCUCACACGGUUCUUACUUUCAUCAUCCUUGAACAGUUGAACGGUCUCUACAACAAGCAUAUGGGUGUGGAAGGAACGAAAUCCGGCCUGUAGAAACAACUUACCAGUUUGAUUGAUUUUUGUGACGGCGACAGCGUGAUGCGCUGCCGCACGCAUUUCUUACGAUGGCAAUUGUAGAUGUAAUGUGUUUUUUUUGUUGUUGCUUCUGUUUGUAGAUUUUUCCCAAUCCCGUGGCUGGUAGUACAGAUUUGCACAUGAAUUAUUAAUGCGUCCGCAUGCGGAUGCAACCUAGCACACGUAGGGCCGUUUGAACGUUUCGAAACACCUGUUGCGAGGCGACCUCUAAAAAUCGCACACAUUUUUGUAUGGUUUUUUUGUUCACUUUAUUUCCCCACUCUGUGGUGGAAAGAGGAGUGCCGUUGGCAGUUGGCCAGCGCGAUGCGGCGUUAGCGCCAUUAGCUUUUUCGGUAUCCUCCCCCUAGGGCUUGGCCAUAAGCCAAAACGCCACCCAGGUGUAACGCACGUUAACUUGAGCCGAGGAGGUUUAUAUCGCAAUACCACUGCAGCGCUUUAAACGACUAGUGAAACGAAUUGUGACAAUAUGCGGGUUAGAAUUUUGAACAAAGCGAGGAUUGCCUGUUUUCAGGGUUCCGGAAAACCACACCUAGCUCGUAGGACAGAUUCGUACGUGUAUAAAUCUAUAUCUAUAUUUUUGCCUAUAGGCGUUAGUAAAUGGUAACAAUAAAAAAACCGACGCAU